This is a messenger RNA of Torulaspora globosa, 936 nucleotides long. Its product is annotated as bifunctional triacylglycerol lipase/ester hydrolase. The transcript has a single exon. Gene Ontology annotation, biological process: lipid storage. Gene Ontology annotation, molecular function: lipase activity. Lineage: Eukaryota; Fungi; Ascomycota; Saccharomycetes; Saccharomycetales; Saccharomycetaceae. The coding region runs from base 1 to 936 and encodes 311 amino acids. The record is from RefSeq and is a predicted model, not a curated record. Gene Ontology annotation, cellular component: lipid droplet.
AUGGCAAUCAGAGCGUAUCUUAAAUCAACAUAUCCAACUUCAAUCAUACACCUUAAGAGCAUUAAUUUACGGGCAAGAGCAGAAUGUCCUUUGUUUGUGUGGAUUCCCGGAAAUCCUGGAUUGAUGGAGUAUUAUGAAGAGUUUUUGAUGCUUGUACAUCGCCACCGCCCAGAUUGGGAGGUCUUGGGGAUAUCCCAUGCUGGAUUCAAUACGGUUGAGCCUGUCGAGGAGCGGAGGAAGGACGGCAAUGUCGUUUUCUCGCUGGAGCAGCAGAUUGAUCAUAAGCUCGAGAUAAUUCGAGAAUUUUCCUCUCCUAAUAGGCCAUUGAUUAUCAUGGGCCACUCAGUGGGUGCCUAUAUGGUACAGAAGAUUGCGAUGUCUGAGAAACUUGUUGGGAAAGUGAUUAGAACUGGGUUACUGACGCCCACCAUAUUAGACAUCCAUACCUCUGAGCGGGGACGUUUAUUGAGCAGAGCGUUUUACUGGCUAAGAAGCCUACCAACUUUGGCUGGAUGGGGCUCUAGUCUUUUAUUUGAUUGUUUUUUACCAUCUUUGGUGACCAAGACUUUGUUAUCAAUUGCUAUGGGAUGUGGUCUGAAGAGUUCACCCGUAUUGGCGACUGAGAAACUUGUCAAGAACAGCAAGUUUAUCAAGCAGGCUUUAGGACUCGCCGCAUUCGAAAUGCAAGAAAUAAGGACCGAUUGGGAGUUUCAAAGAGAUUUUAUCAACCACUGCAACAAGAACAAAAUAUCAACAUGGUUACUGUUUAGCAACUCGGACCAUUGGGUAGCUGAAUCCACCAGAGAGGAUCUAAUAAGGUUCUACGACCAGAAUUAUGAUCAAGAUAGGGUCACGAUUCAUGUGUGUGACAUCCCGCAUUCUUUUGUUUUAAAACAUUCCAAAUACUUAGUUGAUAACUUCUUUGUUGAAAGCUAG